Oppiella nova is the source of this 511-nucleotide messenger RNA. Lineage: Eukaryota; Metazoa; Arthropoda; Arachnida; Sarcoptiformes; Oppiidae. The record is from the annotation of a GenBank genome assembly.
AUGUCUGCCUGUCCGCCUACAUGUGCUAACCCGAAUGGGCCCUUGUGUAAGGCGAUUAUCGCUAAGCCUGGAUGUGUCUGUAUAUCGGGAACAGUUCGCGAGACCACUAACAAUGACAAACUUGUGGACCUAAUGAGGUUUGGUUGUCACCAACACCUGCCUGUCCCCCUACGUGUCAAAACCGUAACUCUGCCCGAUGUGGGGCCCUCGAAGAAAAGGCGUCGUGUCAGUGCAUUACCGGCACUAUCAGAGACACCACUUCCGGAAAGUGUGUCCCUCAGAGUCAGUGCCCCAACCCGUGAAAUAGGCAAACGACAAACUCCUAUAUGUGGAUCAAAUGAGAGUUAUUCAACAUUUUCUCCGGUUUGUUACUAUACCUGUGCCCACCCGACGGGAGUCUUGUGUCAGGGGAUCAUCCGAAAGGCUGGAUGUGUCUGUAUAUCGGGAACAGUUCGCGACACCGUUAACAACGUUUGUGUCCAACCUGCUGAUUGUCCUUAACAAUGAAUGU